AUGGCUAGCAAAGACUUGGACACAGGUGUUGUUGAUUCGUCUAAGGAGAUUGUUGAAUCAGAAUCUGAACUUAAACAGGAGGUCCAAAGGUUGAAACAUCAAAUGGCGGAAUGGUUAGGAAGCCAGGUGAGUGUGGCUUAUAAGGAUUUGUGUUUGUUCCCUGAUGUCCAACGGUUUGCUGUGUUCAAGAUGCCCAAGUUUGACUUGUAUGACGGACAUGGAGAUUUUAUAGCUUAUCUGAGAGGUUAUUGUAGUAAGAUGAGAGGUGUUGGUGGUAAGGACGAAUUAUUAAUGGCAUAUGCCAGAUACAACAAAGACAUUAUCCCGGAUCGCCUAUCCCUCACCAAAAUGGAAAAGAGGCCUAAUGAAAGCUUUAGGGAAUACGGGCUCAGAUGGAGAGAGCAACCUGCCCGAGUCAAUCCCUCGAUUGAAGAAGCCGAGAUGGUUGAGUACUUUCUUCAGGCUCAAGAGCCUACUUACUUUGGGCAUUUGAUAUCCGGUUUGGGUAAGCCUUUUAAUGAUGUGGUAAAAAUGGGAGAAAUGGUAGAAUAUGGGCUAAAGUCAAGCAAGAUCAUGAGUUAUUCUGCCUUAAAAUCCACAACACAGAUGCAUGGUGACAGAGAGUAUGAGAAUCCUCAUGGGAACUUGUUGACUGAAGUUAAUGAUAUUGGAAUUGGCAAAGGUCCCAGUAAUUUUGAUGUGCAACCCAGUGGCUAA
Messenger RNA from Nicotiana attenuata, 717 nucleotides. RefSeq lists its product as uncharacterized. NCBI's taxonomy places the organism in Eukaryota, Viridiplantae, Streptophyta, Magnoliopsida, Solanales, Solanaceae. Bases 1 to 717 code for a protein of 238 amino acids. The transcript has 4 exons. The record is from RefSeq and is a predicted model, not a curated record.